AUGGGUCGCAACACCGUCAAGAUCUCCAAGACCCGCGAAGCUGGGCAAACAACGUUAAGCUUCGCCCCAGCUCCUUCCGCUCCAUCACCAGCGGCUCCUUCCGUCCUCCCCCCUCCAUCUCAACUCAUUCCCUCUUCUCUCCCCCUCCCCCUUUCCCCCCCUCUCUCGCCUGCCCCAGUCACCGCCUCGAUGGCAUCCAGCGGCUCGUUGGCCAUCACCACCACCAAAGCGGGCUCGCGGUCGUCGGUCAAGACGGUCGGCGCGACUGGGGCAACUGUGGACGAAACCAAAGGCAUGUCCGUCGCCGUUUCGGACGAAGAGGAUGACAAGCCUGUCUCGGGCCUCAGCAACAUGCACGCCCAGUCCUUCCCCCUCGCGCCCAAGGACUGGGCAGUCAUCGACACGCUUCCUUCUGGUCUGGACUCGGCAACAUUUCGCCGUGCGUUCAGACGCGUCUUUCGUGACGUCCUGGGCCAAAACCAACGGAGGUUUUGGAAGGACGAGGCGACACCCGAGUCGGAGCCACAAUGGCGUCACCGGCUCGGUAGCGGCAUUAACCACAGCGUGUUCAAGAUCCUUACCAGGGCAUCGCCGCCGACGGCGGAGGAGCUCAUCGUUUGGCCCGAUGCCGAGCGGGACCCCAAGUGGGGUGUGUACGUCUUCCUCCUCGUGCCCCUCCCCCACAUCGCCGACCAGCGCUUGGUCAUUUACAUCGGUUCCUCGAGCGCUUUCUCUGUGUUCAGCAGCAAUGAAGAAAUCGCCAAGGCUGGAGGUCUCAGCCAUCGUAACGGCGGGCACAUGGACCUGCUCAAAGCGGCGAGGAGGCGGAUCGCGGCAGGCGAGACAAUCGCCAACACGCCAGAACGGUGUCUCAUCUACACCCUCUUUGGUCAGAGCCCCGACGAUUACGACCUGUACCACAAAUCCCUUUACACCAUCAAGGGCACUGACAAGUCGACGAUGUCGUCGCGCUCACCCGGUGAACUGCUCGCGAUGCAGGCGACAUGUCUGUUCGUCGAGGACCUCUUUGCCCAGGCUUUCAACAGCUGGAUGUCUGCGCCCGUCACCAACUCCCUGUGGCAGAAGGCACCGUGA
Molecule: messenger RNA, 1095 nt
Organism: Apiotrichum porosum
Lineage: Eukaryota; Fungi; Basidiomycota; Tremellomycetes; Trichosporonales; Trichosporonaceae
Exons: 7
Coding region: 1-1095 (364 amino acids)
Source: RefSeq, a predicted model, not a curated record